AUGGAAAAUCUGAUUAUACCAGUGGAUAGAGCUCGUCGAGUUAUACUUGGAACACUGAUUGGAACAAUUUGGAACAAACAAUGUGAAGAUUUGGAUAAUUCGUAUGAUUAUAGUGUUCUCUUUAAAUUCAUUCUUCCUCGACUAUAUCAUUCAUUAUUUUUUUAUACUGCUGAAUUUCUUUCAAGUCAACGUGAAAAUGGUUUAAAAUGA
Rotaria sp. Silwood2 is the source of this 210-nucleotide messenger RNA. The record is from the annotation of a GenBank genome assembly. Lineage: Eukaryota; Metazoa; Rotifera; Eurotatoria; Philodinida; Philodinidae.